Molecule: messenger RNA, 993 nt
Organism: Colletotrichum gloeosporioides
Lineage: Eukaryota; Fungi; Ascomycota; Sordariomycetes; Glomerellales; Glomerellaceae
Exons: 1
Coding region: 1-993 (330 amino acids)
Source: RefSeq, a predicted model, not a curated record
AUGUCUACUCUGUCCGAGACAAUUCGGCCCAUUCUGCGCACACCUUGCCUCCCGUCGUAUUCUUCUGCUGCAGUGAACCUGACUGAGCUGUCGCCGAGAACACGGUUUUCAAACUCGCCGCCGACCUACGAUGAUGCCACAGCGCGUUCAUUUUCCAAUGCUAGCAUCAGACCUCCUCCGAACACCCCGGAUUCUCGCUCCUCUGAAACCUCUCCAUCUCGAGCCGGCGAGCGCUUCACCCCCACAGUGCAAUUUCAGAUCGAGUCCUCGGGGAAGCAUUGGAUUUCUCUCCCAAGAGGAACAAGGCCAGAUCCCAUCCCGGUUUUCCGAGUCGAAGAGGGGCGCUGGAACUGCUCCACGCCAGCGUAUAGGUCCCUCCGCUUCUCUCGCAGCGACAACAGCUGCAUACUGGUACGAGGAGACGACGCGGCACAGAUGCCCAUUUGUACAACGCUCUACCGCUUCGGACCUGGGAAACCUCCAGUCUUUCGCUUGAAAAACGAGGAAUCGUCGCUGCAUGGCUCUGCAUCACUAGCAAAGAUAUGCGAGGAAGAUUCGGACUUGCAGAUACGCCCAAAAUCCUUGACCUCCCGCACCCAGAUCCUCAAAACCCCACACGGAACCUUUCGAUGGCGCUACGCUUCCCGCAAAGAGCGCGCCGCUGUCGACGGUGCGGACACGCUACUCAUCUGUGAGCUGAUUCAGCAGGCUGUUCCUGCGAAUGGGAUGAAGAUGCAGGAGAAGGCUUCGCGAGUCGCUCAACUGGUGCGCGGGGAGAAGACGAGAACGCCGGGGACCGGAAGGAGUACGGCCGGCAACGGGGGCCGGCUGAUGAUGGACUUGUUCAGGUGGACGGAUCUGAAGGAUGGGGGCAAGGAUACAGUAGAAUGCCUCUUCGUUGCAAGCUGUAUUUGCAUGCUGAAGAAGGAGGUCGACAGGAGAAGAAUGCAUCAGCUGAUGGCGGUUGGAGCUGGUGUUGCCAUUAUAGCCUGA